GGUCUAUAGAAAAACCCUAAACGCUAUAGGCUUUGUGAGAUACUUUUUAAGACGAGGAGCCUCUCCUUUCUCAUCCUCUUUCUCUACUGAAGCUCUCCUCUUGACGGUGAGAGCUCUUUGCGAGGCGAUCUCUUCUGUUCUGCUUCUUCGAAAGUUUCUUGUCACUCUUUUAACAAUUCACAAUGGGUAAGGAAAAGGUUCACAUUAACAUUGUGGUCAUUGGCCACGUCGACUCCGGAAAGUCGACCACCACCGGUCAUCUUAUCUACAAGCUUGGAGGUAUUGACAAGCGUGUGAUCGAGAGGUUCGAGAAGGAAGCUGCUGAGAUGAACAAAAGGUCAUUCAAGUACGCCUGGGUGCUUGACAAACUGAAGGCCGAGCGUGAACGUGGUAUCACCAUUGACAUUGCUCUGUGGAAGUUUGAGACCACCAAGUACUACUGCACCGUUAUUGAUGCUCCUGGGCAUCGUGACUUUAUCAAGAACAUGAUCACUGGUACCUCACAGGCUGACUGUGCUGUCCUCAUUAUUGACUCCACCACCGGAGGUUUCGAAGCUGGUAUUUCCAAGGAUGGACAGACCCGUGAGCAUGCCCUUCUUGCUUUCACCCUUGGUGUCAAGCAGAUGAUCUGUUGCUGUAACAAGAUGGAUGCUACCACCCCUAAGUACUCCAAGGCAAGGUACGAUGAAAUUGUGAAGGAAGUGUCUUCCUACCUCAAGAAGGUUGGGUACAACCCUGACAAAAUCCCCUUCGUUCCCAUCUCUGGGUUCGAGGGUGACAACAUGAUUGAGAGGUCAACCAACCUCGACUGGUACAAGGGCCCAACCCUCCUCGAUGCCCUUGACAUGAUCUCCGAGCCCAAGAGACCCUCAGACAAGCCCCUCCGUCUACCUCUUCAGGAUGUUUACAAGAUCGGUGGUAUUGGAACUGUCCCAGUGGGACGUGUGGAGACUGGUGUUCUCAAGCCUGGUAUGGUUGUCACUUUCGGUCCCACUGGACUGACUACUGAAGUCAAGUCCGUUGAGAUGCACCACGAGGCUCUUCAGGAGGCUCUGCCAGGUGACAAUGUUGGGUUCAACGUUAAGAACGUCGCAGUUAAGGAUCUUAAGCGUGGUUUCGUUGCUUCUGACUCCAAGAAUGACCCUGCUAAGGAAGCUGCCAACUUCACCUCCCAGGUUAUCAUCAUGAACCACCCAGGCCAGAUCGGUAACGGAUAUGCCCCAGUGCUUGAUUGCCACACCUCCCACAUCGCUGUCAAGUUCGCCGAGAUCAUGACCAAGAUUGACAGACGAUCUGGCAAGGAGCUUGAGAAGGAACCUAAGUUUUUGAAGAACGGAGAUGCUGGUUUCGUGAAGAUGAUUGCAACCAAGCCCAUGGUUGUGGAGACCUUCUCUGAGUACCCACCACUUGGUCGUUUUGCUGUGAGGGACAUGCGUCAAACCGUUGCCGUUGGUGUUAUCAAGAGUGUGGAGAAGAAGGAUCCCAGUGGUGCCAAGGUUACCAAGUCCGCUGCUAAGAAGGGAAAGUAGAAUUUGAGCCCGAAGAGAGGUAUGGUUUUAGUAGUUGUAGUAGUAGUAGAGCCGUAGAGGCGGCGUCUGGUUAUUUUAUAUUUAGUACUCUUCAGUUUUGGACUUCAGGUCUGGUAUCUACUAGCUCUUUGUCACAGUUUACUACUUGCUUCAUUCUUGAGCUUGGUGGAGUUGAGCAAUCGGACGCAAACCUGGGUGCUCGACAAGCGGUGGCAAGGUCUGCGGAUUCCUUAUUUUGGGUUUUUUUUUUAUCUUGAGAUGAAUUUCGGUUUUAGUUUUCUUUCUGUAGAGAAUUUUCGAUUUUGAUGAUGAACAUGUUUCAAUUCGGAAUUUUUGAUUUUUCAUACUCUGGUUAAUUAUUUGGAUUAUAAUAUUUUCAUUCUCCAUCCAA
This is a messenger RNA of Macadamia integrifolia, 1920 nucleotides long. Its product is annotated as elongation factor 1-alpha. Bases 183 to 1529 code for a protein of 448 amino acids. The record is from RefSeq and is a predicted model, not a curated record. Gene Ontology annotation, molecular function: GTPase activity; GTP binding; translation elongation factor activity. The transcript has 3 exons. Gene Ontology annotation, biological process: translational elongation; translation. NCBI's taxonomy places the organism in Eukaryota, Viridiplantae, Streptophyta, Magnoliopsida, Proteales, Proteaceae.